Messenger RNA from Bemisia tabaci, 1073 nucleotides. RefSeq names its product protein BCCIP homolog. Gene Ontology annotation, cellular component: nucleus. Lineage: Eukaryota; Metazoa; Arthropoda; Insecta; Hemiptera; Aleyrodidae. The record is from RefSeq and is a predicted model, not a curated record.
UUGAAAUUUGACGUUCUGUAAAUUUCACGCGUGCAUCUUCUAGUCCAGUUUAUCUCCUUCUUCCUGAUUCUGAUUGUAGAAAACAUUAAUUUUUUUAUCUUAUCUUAUUAUGUGGUGGUAAAUUAUAUGCAAUCUUCCAUUCAGUCUUAAUUUCAAAUAUCUGUAGUAAAAUGACAGAUUCGGAACCUAAAGUGAAAAAAAGUAAGCUCAGCUCUGGAGAUGGUCCGGGGUCUAGUCAUGAGGAGCAAGAGGUGGUAAUUGAUUUUGUCGGAAGAAGUCCUGAAGAAGAUGAUGCAGAGGGUAUUACGCAGUUGCUUGUGCCCCUUUUCCACUCUUCCGGGGUCGAUCUACCAGAGCUGGUGAAAUUGAUCAUAGAGCAAAAAAAUGUGGGUAGUGUGAUCAAAGAAGAUGAAAGUAUAGAGGAAAACCAAAAUGAAGAUGAGGACGAUGAAGAUGAUGAAGAUAAUAUUUUUGGAUUAAAUACAGUGCUAGACCUUACUAAAAACAAGGAGUCACAGUGCACAAAGCAGUUGAGAAAGUUUAUACUAUCUUUAGCAAAGGAUCAUGCUGAAGAUUAUUCUGCAGUUGAAUCGCUUCUGUCAAAUGACACAUCUGCUCCAGUUGGGCUUAUAAUUAACGAGAGAUUUAUCAACAUUCCACCUCAGAUAUCUGUACCAUUAUUUGAUAGUUUAAGCAAGGAAAUCAAAGGCUCAGAUGAGUUGUCAGAUUUUGAACAUUUUGUAAUGAUCUGCAAGAUAUACAAACCCUCAAAGAGGAAAGUCAAAUCCAAACCAGAAAAGGAAGCAAGUGGUAUACUGUGGUCAAAUGCCGAAGAGGAGCUGAUAAAUGAGGAGGCUGAAAUUAAAUUUGAAUACCCUAUCAAUGAUGAAAUCGAUUCGGCUGUUGGUGGGAGUUGGUUAGAAAAAGAUGAAGCAAUGAUUACUUAUCGCAGGUUAAUUACUUUUCCGGCUAGUAAGUUAAACAGUAUAAUUGAAAAAAUAAAAUCAAGUCUGUCCUAUGUCUGUGUAUUAUUUCCUUUGAAUGUUCUGAAAAAUUAAUUGCAGCUGAUGAAU